Messenger RNA from Paramecium pentaurelia, 661 nucleotides. Lineage: Eukaryota; Ciliophora; Oligohymenophorea; Peniculida; Parameciidae. The record is from the annotation of a GenBank genome assembly.
AAUGGAAAAUUCAGCGCUCAUCAUCGUUGAUGUUUAAAAUGAUUUUUGCGAAGGAGGAUCUCUUCCUGUAUAAAAAUCUUCUGAAAUCAUUCCUAAAAUAAAUAAAGUGAGAAAAUACUUCAAACAUGUUAUUUUUACUAAAGAUUGGCAUCCUGAAAAUCAUGUGUCUUUCAAAAUAAACCAUCCAAAUUUACAUGAAUUGAAAAAAGAAGUAGUUGAAAAUCUUUGGCCAGUUCAUUGUGUUCAAAAUACAUAUGGAGCUGAAUUACACAAAGAUAUCUAAAUCGAGGAAAGUGAUAUUAUUGUUCUUAAAGGAACAAAUUCUAAAUAUGACAGUUAUAGUGGCUUUGGAUGUAAAGAAGAUUAAACUAAUUUAAAUGAAAUUGUAUUAUUCAAUUAAAUUAUAUUAGCUUCAAUCCUUAAAUGUGGAUACCAUUUAUGUUGGUGGAUUGGCAUUAGAUUAUUGUGUUCUCUUCACAGUCAUUGAUGCAAUAAAAUUAGGGUACAAGGUAAAGAUCUUAAAGGAUUGUACUUAAGCAAUAGAACCAGAAAAUGCCAAAAGCAAAAUUAACUAAUAUUUUGCUGAAAUCCGUCGCUAAGACAACACAAUUUUGGAAAAUUCUUUAUAAAUUUUCACUUCUUAUGAGGUAGAAGAAUGACU